Molecule: messenger RNA, 669 nt
Organism: Strongylocentrotus purpuratus (purple sea urchin)
Lineage: Eukaryota; Metazoa; Echinodermata; Echinoidea; Camarodonta; Strongylocentrotidae
Gene: rpl23a
Product: 60S ribosomal protein L23a
Exons: 5
Coding region: 40-576 (178 amino acids)
Biological process (GO): ribosomal large subunit assembly; translation
Cellular component (GO): cytosolic large ribosomal subunit; ribosome
Molecular function (GO): structural constituent of ribosome; rRNA binding
Source: RefSeq, a predicted model, not a curated record
UACUCAAUCUUCAAAUUGGUUCGUCCUUUUUCGUUCAACAUGGCUCCUAAGUCGAGAACCGACGCUCAGCGAAGGGCUGGCAAGAAGGGCCCAGCCGUGCGAGAAUCUGCUGCCAAGGUCGAGGCCCGUGCAGAGGCCAAAGCCAAGGCCAAGGCCAAGCAAGAUGCUCUCAAGACUAAGAAAGCUGCCCUGCGUGGAACUCAUGCAACUCGCAAGAGGAAGAUCCACACCAAGGUGACCUUCCGUCGCCCUAAGACCUACAAGGCUGCUCGUGUGCCCAAAUACACAAGGAAGAGUAUCCCCAAGAGACCAAGGCUUGACCAGUUCAGCACCAUCAAGUACCCCCUGACAACCGAGAGCGCCAUGAAGAAGAUCGAGGAGAACAACACCCUCGUCUUCAUCGUUGCCCUCAAGGCAAACAAGUUCGCCGUCAAGACUGCGGUCAAGAAGCUCUACGACAUCGAUGUGGCCAAGGUCAACACGCUCAUCAGGCCAGAUGGACAGAAGAAGGCCUACGUCAGGUUAGCACCGGACUACGAUGCCUUGGAUGUUGCCAACAAGAUUGGUAUCAUCUAAACAGCCGUACCAGCCUCAGGUUUGUGAAAGGAGACAGUAGCAUUACGAUCAUUGGCACUGUUAAGAAAAUAAACAGUGUAUAUAGGUAACAAA